AUGUCCGAGAGCGACGGCGAGUACUACCAUGUGCCACUGAAGGAACAGCGGUACUUUGGCGCCGGCAUCAAGCGCCAGCGCGUCCAUUUCGUCCCUUCCUCUACCUCGGAAUCUGCCACUCCCACCGGCACAUCCACUCUUUCAACCCUCUCGGCCAGCGAACGCUAUCUCCACAUCGUCCUGGACAAAGGCACUUCUGAGCCACCGCCGUCUUCCAAAUCUUCAGCGCCCAGCACUUGCGACGUCUGCAAAACACAAUACCAAGGCGACAAAGCAGCACACUGCAGUUCGCUGGUCCAUCAGAUCGCCCUCCCGCACUCGCAUCCUCCUUCUGCUCUCGACAGAAAUCGCAAAGGUCUCAGCAUUCUCCAGUCAUACGGCUGGAACCCCGACGAGCGUCUCGGUCUUGGUGCCCAAAGAGAAGGCAUACUGCACCCCGUCAAGGCAAAAGAGAAGCGCGACACUGUCGGUCUGGGUGUCAAUCUGGCCAAUGAUGAACCCACUUUGAAGAAGAAGAGGAAGACUGUCGAUACACCGAAACCCCUUGAGCGACUCGAUGCUGGAAAGAUCAGGAAACUAGAGCAAAACAACAAGAAGAAGCACGAGCGACUGCAGAGUCUGUUCUACUCCAACGAUGAAGUCGACAAGUACCUUGGUGCUGGAUGA
Messenger RNA from Aureobasidium uvarum, 666 nucleotides. The record is from the annotation of a GenBank genome assembly. Lineage: Eukaryota; Fungi; Ascomycota; Dothideomycetes; Dothideales; Saccotheciaceae.